GCUUCACCGAGAAAAUAAGAGAGAGCCUGGGUGAGCAGCUGGUCAAAGGAGAGCUCAACUUCAACUGGUCCACACCUCUGUCUUUCUGAUAGUUUCAGCGAAAUCAUCCACAGGGCCUGACUGCUUUAGAAAACCAAGAGCAAUCAACAAAUCUGAGAUUGUGUGAAGAUCUUGAAGUUUCAUAUUUGAAAAUGGCAAAAAUAAAUUUGAGCGUAGUGGCUGUGGGGCUUACAUUGCUCUUGCUCGCAGAAACGUGGGCCCAGAAUCCCAGGAAGAGACUGGCACCUCCAAAGCCACCCAAGGCUCAGUGCUGCGAUGAGUUGCGCUCUCUCAAAGUUCAGGUAGCCAAUCUGACCAGCCUCCUCGAGGAGCUGAGUCGCAAGCAGGAGACAGACUUGAUGAAUGUUGUGAGGCAAAUAAUGGAGCUGGACCAGCAGAACCGGCAGCAAGAAGCCCGGGUCACGGAGGCAGAGAGCAAGUACUCAGAGAUCAACAACCGUGUGGAGAUCAUGCAGCUACAAACCCUCCAGUCUGCCCCUCAGACUUCAUCAGAUGCCACAUAUGACUGUGCAGCACUCUACAGCAAGAGCUACAAGAUCUCUGGCGAGUACAAACUGCCUAAAGAUGACUUUCUGGGUACACCUGAGCUCAGCGUGUUCUGUGAUAUGGAGACAAAUGGAGGUGGCUGGACUCUGAUUCAAAGGCGCAAAGUUGGCCUAACAUCCUUUAACCGUGACUGGAAGCAAUACAAAAGUGGAUUUGGAUCCAUCCGUGGAGAUUUCUGGCUAGGCAAUGACAACAUCUUCCGCCUAACAAGGCAGCCCAGUACGCUCAGGAUUGAGCUGGAGGACUGGGAGGGAAGGACACGCUAUGCUGAGUAUGGCUUUUUCACUGUGGGUAAUGAGCUCAACAGCUACAAGCUCUUCCUUGCCAACUAUAGUGGAAACGCAGGAGACUCCUUGCGCUACCACAACAACACCAACUUCAGCACCAACAACAAGGACAAUGACAAAUGUGUGGAUGACUGUGCUUCCCUGCGCAAAGGUGGCUACUGGUACAACUGCUGCACCGACUCAAAUCUGAAUGGUGUAUUUUACCGCUACGGUGAGCACACAAAGAACUCAGAUGGGAUCACUUGGUAUGGCUGGCACGGGUCCAAUUACUCCCUCAAGAAAGUGGAGAUGAAGGUCCGGCCAAUGGGUUUUCAACCAUAAGUGGUUGAAAACAGCUGUCUGUCCUGGAUCAAGAUCACAUGCAUGAAUACUGAGAGAUCUCACUAAUACCUGUUUGACAAAAUUGUGGCUUUCCCUUGACUGAGCGAGGACUGAAAUUGCUGUUUGUGAUGGUCUGGUCACUUUUCAGUCAGAUGAAUGUGUAAUGUUUUUGCCGUGUUUUGAUUGUAAAUUGUAGUUCUUUUUGUGUAUUUAUCAGUAAAAUAUUUUAUUUUUUAAAAGCUUUGAUAGAUGCUCUUUUACCACUGUCCCCUAGAGGUUACUGGAUUGAGAUUCUUUCUCUCAUUUGUCUUGAAGGCAGUAGGAUUUAUAUUCAGUUAAUACAAGCAACAAUAAGUAUUAAGGAUAGGUGGAUCUUUAAGAGUUGCUGGGUUAGGACCAACCACCAAAGGUAUGUCCUUGUUGCUGCAUAGUUUUUUUUUUUGGUAAAACUUUAACUAUUCAUGAUGGAAAUGUGUAAUUUGUAAAAUGUGUACAGCUCUGUAAUUAUGUUGUUUUAUGUGACAGAAAAUUAAAUAAAAAUAUUUUUUAAAAGAAA
Molecule: messenger RNA, 1770 nt
Organism: Amphiprion ocellaris (clown anemonefish)
Lineage: Eukaryota; Metazoa; Chordata; Actinopteri; Pomacentridae
Gene: angptl7
Product: angiopoietin-like 7
Exons: 5
Coding region: 192-1214 (340 amino acids)
Source: RefSeq, a predicted model, not a curated record